AUGGAGACUCUUCCCGAAGAUGUCAUCACAGGAAACAUAUUUUCUCUCUUAUCCAUCGAAUCCACCUUGCAAUGCAGACGAGUAUGCAGAACAUGGAAAACGAUCAUCGGUGGAAGUAAUGCAGUGGAAUCCAAUGACAUUGUUGGAUCAUGCAAUGGUUUGGUUUGCUAUAAAGCUGUAGAUCCAACAUAUCCUAAAGAUGGUCUUGCCUUUAUAUGCAGUAAUCCCAUAACUGGAGAAGCUAUUUCUAUUCCUGGAUUGAAGAAGAAUCGGCUAAUUACGAAACGUCCAGUAGGUGGAUUCGGCUACGUUGGCUUGACCAAUGAGUAUAAGGUUGUUCGGAUCUGUAACAGCGCAAAUGUAGAGGUAUAUACUCUUGGGAGUCCACUUGGAUGGAGAGACAAAGGACUUAUUAUCCCCUUUAAUGAUCGCUUCCUCGAAUUUAAGGAGUCAGGAAUCUUUGCUAAUGGAGCCCUUAAUUGGAUCAACGGGAGAUGGUUUGAUCAGAAUCCGAAUCCCAAGAUGUUAGCGUUCGGGUUGGCCGAUGAAGAAUUCUCUCCCGUUCCAGUCCCUCCUUGUCUUCGUACUAAUAAAGAUUGUCGAAGCGAUUCCAAACUCAUCUUAUUGGGAGAUAUAUGGGUAUUUAAGAAGACUAAUAAUGGUACUAGUUGCGGUGAAACGAAAGAAAAACGAGAGUACUACUACGACCACACAUGGAGUUGGAGUUUAGAGUACAGUAUAGCAUGGGAAGGCGGCAAAGAUUUGUACACACCUUUUGUCAUUACAAAGCGGAAUACAGUUUUAUUGUUGCAAAAUGGAACGAGUAACCUUUUUUGUUAUGACCCUAAGACGUCGACUUUGCAAAAAUAUUCGGAUGGUGAUGAACGCAUCUUGGACGUUCAAGCAAUUCCUCACAUGAACAGUCUUGUUUAG
Messenger RNA from Papaver somniferum (opium poppy), 933 nucleotides. RefSeq names its product F-box protein At3g07870-like. The record is from RefSeq and is a predicted model, not a curated record. Lineage: Eukaryota; Viridiplantae; Streptophyta; Magnoliopsida; Ranunculales; Papaveraceae. The coding region runs from base 1 to 933 and encodes 310 amino acids. Gene Ontology annotation, molecular function: protein binding. The transcript has 3 exons.